GUCGGUUCUCUAAACCUCCUUGCGGUCUGUUCUGUUCUUACGAUCUCGCGAUAGCCUCACCUCAGUGGCGGCUGUGUGGCCCCCUGUCUUAGUCCGGACGGAGUUGUUUCUGACGUUUGAAUGAAAUACAGUGCAAAUUACCUCCACGUUGGACCCAGGAAAUAAUGGCUUCAGCCUUGGAGCAGUUUGUGAACAAUGUGCGGCAGCUCUCCGCUCAAGGCCAGAUGACUCAGCUAUGUGAGUUGAUCAACAAGAGUGGGGAGCUGCUGGCCAAAAAUCUGUCCCACCUGGACACGGUGCUGGGGGCCCUGGACAUCCAGGAGCACUCCCUAGGUGUGCUGGCUGUGCUAUUUGUGAAGUUCUCCAUGCCAAACAUCCCUGACUUUGAGACGCUCUUCUCCCAAGUCCAGCUCUUCAUCAGUACCUGCAAUGGGGAGCACAUUAGAUAUGCAACAGACACUUUUGCUGGUCUCUGCCACCAGUUGACAAACGCACUUGUAGAGCGGAAACAGCCAUUGAGGGGUGUCGUGGUCCUAAAACAGGCAAUAGACAAAAUGCAGAUGAACACAAACCAACUUACCUCAGUUCACGCAGACCUGUGUCAGCUGUGUUUGUUAGCAAAGUGCUUCAAGCCAGCCCUGCCCUUUUUGGAGGUGGACAUGAUGGACAUCUGCAAGGAGAACGGAGCCUACGACGCAAAGCACUUUUUAUGUUACUACUACUAUGGUGGGAUGAUCUACACGGGCCUCAAAAAUUUUGAAAGAGCACUGUAUUUUUAUGAACAGGCAAUAACCACUCCAGCCAUGGCAGUGAGCCACAUCAUGUUGGAAGCCUAUAAAAAAUACAUCCUGGUGUCACUCAUUCUCCACGGCAAAGUGCAGCAGCUGCCCAAAUACACCUCACAAAUAGUAGGGAGGUUCAUCAAGCCCCUGAGCAACGCAUACCACGAGUUGGCUCAGGUUUACACCACCAACAACCCGGCCGAGCUGCGCAGCCUGGUCAACAAACACAGCGAGACUUUCACACGAGACAACAACACGGGGCUGGUCAAACAGUGCCUCUCCUCUCUCUACAAGAAGAAUAUCCAGAGGCUAACAAAGACCUUCCUGACGCUGUCUUUGCAAGACAUGGCGAGUCGAGUGCAGCUUUCAGGCCCGCAGGAAGCAGAGAAAUACGUCUUACACAUGAUUGAAGAUGGUGAGAUCUAUGCUAGCAUUAACCAAAAAGAUGGUAUGGUCUGCUUCCAUGACAACCCUGAAAAAUACAACAACCCAGCAAUGCUCCACAAAAUUGACCAAGAGAUGUUGAAAUGUAUACAGCUGGAUGAGAAACUAAAGUCUAUGGAUCAGGAAAUCACAGUAAACCCACAAUUUGUGCAGAAGAGUAUGGGAUCGCAGGAGGAUGAUGUCGGUAGCAAAACGUCUAGUUAUUCCUGAGGGGCCUUGGAUGGGGAGAGAACGCUGCAGCCACCCCAACACGUUCUUCCCAGGAUGAGUUGGAUUUUUUUAAAAGAGGAAAAACAAACAUUCUAUCUCACAUAAGGACAUUGGUCAAGGAAAAUCUAAUUGUGUGGAAUGAUGAUAAAUUUGGUUAUUCUUACUUCACAGUGUCUUAAGGAUAACAAAAGAUCCUUACAGAAAAAGGAGAAAAAAAGAAAAAAAAUUACAAUUUUGUCAGUGUUUUAUUUAUCAAUGUUCAGGUUGAAGCGCCACUGCUACAUUAACAGAAAUCACAAUAAUAAAAACUGGACUUAUUUGUUCCAAACGUAUGUGAAAAAUCUCACUGUUUGUUUUGGUUCUGCUGCAUGAUGGCCGUGACUUUGAGGGCAUUACGUACGAGGUCAAACAUCUAAAAUUGAAGAAUGAA
This is a messenger RNA of Oreochromis niloticus (Nile tilapia), 1866 nucleotides long. RefSeq names its product COP9 signalosome subunit 3 (gene cops3). NCBI's taxonomy places the organism in Eukaryota, Metazoa, Chordata, Actinopteri, Cichliformes, Cichlidae. The transcript has 12 exons. Bases 165 to 1436 code for a protein of 423 amino acids. Gene Ontology annotation, biological process: ubiquitin-dependent protein catabolic process. Gene Ontology annotation, cellular component: COP9 signalosome. The record is from RefSeq and is a predicted model, not a curated record.